AUGGUACCCUUGCUGGUUCUGCUGGUUCUGCUAUUGAUACCCCACGGAGUCUGUGGGAACCUGAAGGCAAAAUGCCCCUUGAACCUGGUCAUAGAAAAAGAAGCGUGGAGUUACUUCCGGCCCGGAGACUUCCUCAUUAGCGGGAUCAUAUCGCCACAAUAUCCUUAUAAGCAAAACUUGUACAACUUUUCUCAGCUCCCGCUAACCAGCUUUGACCGUUUGUCAGGUAGGAUGUACUGGCACAUCUUGUCCUUCUUGUUCACCAUCCAGGAGAUCAACGGUGACCCUGGGCUCUUACCCAACAUCACCCUGGGCUACAACCUCUAUGAGAGCUUAUUCAAUGCAAGGAUAACUUCUGAUGCCAUGCUAGACCUGCUUUCGGGUGGGGAAAGCAACAUCCCAAACUAUACCUGUGGAAAAGGGAAUCAUAACCUGUUGGCUGUUCUUGAAGGGGCCAAUUCUGUGAUUUCCAAACACAUUUCAACCAUGUCAAGCAUCUACAAAGUACCACAGAUCAGUUAUGGUUUUAAUGCUCAGGCUACGGAUGACAAAUCCCAGUUCCCUUUUGUCUACCGGUUGCUCCCCAAAGGGGAUACCCAGUACCGGGGGAUUGUCAAGCUGCUCCUGCAUUUUGGAUGGACGUGGGUUGGCCUCUUUGCGCCAGACAACGAGAAUGGAGAGAGGUUCAUGAAUGCCCUGACAUCUCUGAUGAUCCACCAUGGAAUCUGUGUUGCCUUCACAAAAAGACUAACAGAAGGUACUCCCUAUGAAGGGUUCGUAUCCGGGGUACCCACUGCCGUAUGGAGACAAGUCACUGUGCUUGUUUACUAUGAAAACACUCGCAUGGGAUGGGUGCCAAUCAUCACACUACAAAAAAAGAUUGAGGAACAAGUUGGAGCAAGGGUCUGGAUCACAACAGGUUUUCAGGACAUCAACGUGGUAUUGCAUGGCAAAGGUUUUCGGUACACCCACGGUUCUUUCUCCUUUAUAUUUAAGACCCCAAAAAGGACCACACACGACUACUAUGCACCAUAUUCCUAUCUUCUUCAUCAGUUUUGGGAUGAGGCAUAUCGUUGUUCGUAUUCAAAGCACGCCUUGUCCGUGAAAGGUCAGAUAAGAUGCACAGAGGAGGAGGAGGAGCAGCAGCAGCAGCAGCAGCAGACUCUGCCCAGAGAGGAGCUGGAGAGAGCCCUGUCCCAAGACAGCUACAUCAUUUACUUCCAUGUCCAAGCCAUGGCGCACGCUUUACAUGCUGCAUGUUCAUCAAGAUCAAAACGGAUGCUGAUGGCGGAUGGGGGAGACAGGUUGGGACAUCAAAGGCUGCAGCCAUGGCAGCUUCACCCUUUCUUGAGAGCAAUCCGGUUUUCUAAUACCUCAAUAGAUGAACUGUAUUUGAAUGAGAAUGGGGAGCUGCCCGGCAGUUAUGAUAUUGUGAACUGGGUGAUGUUUCCCAACAAGUCUCGUGCCAGAGUGAAAGUUGGGAGUAUAGAGAGAGAGACAUCCACUGACAUAAAGUUCAAGAUUAACCCCAAAGCUAUUGUGUGGCCCCAACGGUUUAACAAGGCUGUGCCUCCCUCCAGGUGUACUGAAAGCUGUCACCCUGGAUAUGCCAAGGCGGUUCAGGAAGGAAAACAAGUUUGCUGCUAUGCUUGUUCCCCAUGUGCAGAAGGGACCAUCUCCACUAGAAAAGAUGCCAGCCACUGCACCAAAUGUCUGGAAGAUGAACAUCCAAACAAAGACCAAGAUCAAUGUGUUCCCAAGAUUAUCACCUUCUUGUCCUAUGAAGGGUAUUUGGGGAUCAUCCUGACUACCUUUACCCUACUCUUCUCCUCAACCACAGGCUUUGUGUUGGCAAUCUUCAUUAAAUACAAAGAAACUCCCAUAGUCAAAGCCAACAAUCGGGACCUCUCCUACAUCCUCCUCAUCUCCCUCCUUCUCUCCUUUUUGUCCUCCUUCCUCUUCAUUGGACGGCCAAGGAAAGUGACCUGCCUUUUGCGACAAACAGCCUUCUGCACCAUCUUCUCAGUUGCUGUCUCUUCUGUCUUGGCAAAAACCAUCACUGUGGUGCUGGCCUUCCUGGCCACCAAGCCAGAGAAUAGGGUGAGGAAAUGGCUGGGGAAGAGUUUGGCCCACUCCAUUGUCAUUUCCUGUUCCACUGUCCAAGUUCUCAUUUGUACCAUUUGGUUGGGCAUCUCACCCCCGUUCCCAGACUCUGACAUGAGCUCCCAGCCUGGAGAGAUCAUCCUGAAGUGCAACGAAGGCUCUGUGGCCAUGUUUUACAUUGCCCUCAGCUACAUGGGCUUUCUGGCUGCCAUCUGCUUCACGGUGGCUUUCCUGGCUAGGAAGCUGCCUGGGGCCUUCAAUGAAGCCAAGCUGAUCACCUUCAGCAUGCUGGUCUUCUGCAGUGUUUGGGUGUCCUUUGUUCCCACCUACCUGAGCACAAAGGGAAAAUACAUGGUAGCCGUGCAGGUCUUCUCUAUCUUGGCCUCCAGUGCUGGGCUCCUGGGCUGCAUCUUCAUUCCCAAAUGCUACCUUAUUAUACUAAGACCUGAUCUGAACAAGAAGGAGCACCUGACAGCAAAAUACUAA
Messenger RNA from Zootoca vivipara (common lizard), 2589 nucleotides. RefSeq names its product vomeronasal type-2 receptor 26-like. Gene Ontology annotation, cellular component: plasma membrane. Gene Ontology annotation, biological process: G protein-coupled receptor signaling pathway. Gene Ontology annotation, molecular function: G protein-coupled receptor activity. The record is from RefSeq and is a predicted model, not a curated record. NCBI's taxonomy places the organism in Eukaryota, Metazoa, Chordata, Lepidosauria, Squamata, Lacertidae.